Molecule: messenger RNA, 1842 nt
Organism: Clarias gariepinus (North African catfish)
Lineage: Eukaryota; Metazoa; Chordata; Actinopteri; Siluriformes; Clariidae
Product: endothelin-2
Exons: 5
Coding region: 82-669 (195 amino acids)
Biological process (GO): vein smooth muscle contraction; intracellular calcium ion homeostasis; regulation of systemic arterial blood pressure by endothelin
Cellular component (GO): extracellular region
Molecular function (GO): endothelin B receptor binding; hormone activity
Source: RefSeq, a predicted model, not a curated record
CUGAGCGUGGACUGAUCCUACCACUUCAGUUUACUUGCCUCUUUUUGACUUUGCAGCUAAACUUGAUUGGAACUCAAAGAAAUGGCACUUUAUACCUUCAUCAUGUUUAUUAGCUGGUCUGCAGUGCUGUAUGAAGGAUUUGGAUUGCCUGUGAUAAACCAGUCUGCUGGAAAUGUCCCAAAUGGACAACGCACCAAACGAUGCGCUUGCGUUAACCAGGUGGAUUCUGAAUGUCAUUACUUCUGCCAUCUGGACAUCAUCUGGGUGAACACGCCAAGUAAGACUACUGUAUAUGGGUUGGGGAGUCCACUGGCCCGACGUCGCAGAUCUACACACCGUUGUUUCUGUGCCAAUCCUGCUGACCAAACCUGUAACAUCUUCUGUAUCAACAGCUCAAAGAACACUGGUGUCCUGCUGAGGAGUUUUUCUGAGCCACUGCAGGAAAAAUCGGAGCUUCCUUCAGACCUCCAUGUUGCCUUGGAGAACCCAACCAGUGCUGAUGUAGGAAUAGAGGUCACUAAAGGGUCUAUGAAUAAUGACCCUGUUGAGUUUCUGACAUUGCUCAGGUUAGUCUACAGGAACCUGUUCAGAGCUAAAUCCAUGGCCACAAAGAUGGAUGCUAGUGCCAGGCAAAAAAGCUUGAGAGCCAAUAAACCAGUCUCCAGGUAGAGCUUUUUUGAAGACGGUAGUGAGGAGAAUGAGCACCUGAACAAAACAAACCCUGUGGAAUGUGGGGUAAAAGCACGAAGACGAAGUCAGAUGCAGAAGGCCAGACCAGUAAGAAUGCAAAAGACUAGAAAUAGUAAAGCAGUGGUGGAGACAAUAAGGACAAGCCGUAAGUUAUGAACAGUAUAAAGAUCUAAAUACAAAAGACUGGAUAGGCAAGGAAUAAGGGAGGUCAGUGUGUCUAAAAAGCCUAAAAGAAGCUGAAUAUUGAGGUUGUGCUCAGCUAAUGGUAUGGAAUUUGGUUCCUUAUCUAUUGUCCUGUAAUUUUAAUCUAAAUAUUUUUCCACUGGUUAAGAUUUUCCAGUUAGAAAAAAAAUAUAUAGGAAAUUUUCUAUUACCUGCAAUGCAAUGAGAAGCUGAAGAAGGGAAUACAUGUGCCUACAUUUAUUUAAAACAUCUAAAUCACAACACUAAAUAUGGCCUGGCAAUGUCUUAUAAUGACUUUAUAGCAUAUUUGUUUUUUGAUCAUCCUAUUAAGAACCUGUUUUUUUUUUGUCAACAACUUAUCAGAGAUCUGCGUUUAAAAAAAAAAAAAUCUUUUUUAGCUCUAAUGUACUGUAUAAUGUAGGAUUAUUGAUUGUAGACAGUUAUUCCUUUAUAAAAAUAAGUCAAAACAUACUUAGAUAACGUGUGAUAUAGACUUGGCCAAAUCACCUGAAACUGAGCUGUGAAACUAGAUAAGAGAAUGAGCAACACUUCCUGCAUAAAAAAGUCACUGUUUGAGAAAGGUCAAAAUAUAGGCUUGCAUUUAAAAAAUCAAUAAAUCUGGAAACACAGGGAAUCAUUUUCAAACAUUAACUACAUAUAUACUGUAUGUGAUUAUUUUUUUAAAAAUAUUUAUUUAUUUAUUUAUUUACUUACUUAUUUAUUUUCUUUUGGCUGGGCAGUACAACAUUCUCAUGCAAGAGCGUUGUAAUGUGUGUAUAUUUAGUAACAUACAGGUGAGACCAUAUUAGCUUUUUUCAUCAGCUGAAACAAAGUACAUAUAUGUUAUAAAAAUGUGCUUGAGCUGUUUACUCUAUUUUUCUUCUAUAGUUAUAUUUUUUCCAAUAAUAUUAUUAGAUGUGUUAAUAUUAAAGUAUAAUAAAUGUAUAUUCGUUUGUAUAAGUUGUUAAA